Molecule: messenger RNA, 1290 nt
Organism: Cuscuta epithymum
Lineage: Eukaryota; Viridiplantae; Streptophyta; Magnoliopsida; Solanales; Convolvulaceae
Source: the annotation of a GenBank genome assembly
GUUUUAGGAAAACGCAUCAAUAAGUAAACUUGGGCGCGGGGUUAAAAUUUUGAAAUGGCCGGCUAUGUGACCUCGACUCUCUCUCGCGCGCGCCCUCUGUUUAUUUAUAUACUACGAGACAAGUACGAGUAGAAUAAUGUAAUAGGAGGGCGGAGUGAGGGCGAAUUAAGCGAUCGAGAAUCUGAGUGAGAUCUAUCGAUCGAUCUAGCUAGGUGCUGAGAGAUAUGGCGGAGUCUGGAAUAGGGAGGAGAGCGAGAGGGAAAUUGACGGUGGACGAGUACCUCAACUUCAUCGACACCAAUAGGCAGCUCGACCUCACCGCCCCUCAACUCAGAGAGAUCAUUGAUAUGCAUGGUUUCAAAGCAAUGCGUUCGGCUUCCAAGAACAGCGUGUUGGAGGCUGUGGCUUCAAUGGAGCUCAUACAGCUUGGGCGUUCAACCCUCCAGCAGCAGCAGCAGCAAGAGAUGAGGGGGAAUUGGAAUCAUGCUGCUGCGGCGGCGGAUAUGAAGAGUGUGAAACAGGACCUUGCUGCUCUGAAAUGGGAGGAGUGCUGCGUUACCUCGCUCCACACCACCACCUUCUCCGAUUCCCAUCCAAUUCCCAAUUCCAACUCUAAAAAGAAUCACAGACUAGUGACCCUGAGCCGGGGCGCCCCCAAGAAAAGAAUGAGAUGCCUCAACAAUAUACAUACUCCUCUCAACCUAACCUAACCUAACCUAACCUUCUACUCGUGCAUGCCACCGCCCCAUCCAUGGAGAAUAAUACGGUAUAUGAAUGCUACCGCUAGCUAGCUUUGUAUAUCAUGAUUAAAUAAUCUCUCCCUCCAUAACAUCUGAUAUGUUUUUGCUACAGACUAUUGAUCCAAUGCCGAUACGUACAAUCAAAAUUCUCCAUAUUUCAUCAAAUUCUUUUUUUGUCAACCAACAUAACCAACUCAGGAAUCCAGUUGACUGUGUGCUAGCUACGUAUUUCAUCAUCACUCCGGCCGGCCAAUUCACCGAAUCACAAAAAAUUGAGCCUUUUAAAUUGAAUACUUGAUGCUUACAGUCUAGUUGGAUGUGCUAAAAUUCAUAAUUUGUACUCCGUAACUGAAAUGGCUAAACAAGAUGGAUGUACAAAAUUGUCUAGUAUUAACUAUUUAAAAUGCAUUUUAAUCGUAAAUUAUAGGAAGAAUAUGUGGGGAAAAUGUGAACUUGUCUUGUUCCGCGAAUUCAAAAUAUAAUAUUUCUCCAUCCUUAAUGGUCAUGAUCAUACACAUUUCAAGCAUACAAAAUAAAAUUUAGUGUUUGA